Messenger RNA from Anthonomus grandis grandis, 1439 nucleotides. Its product is annotated as mitochondrial ribonuclease P protein 1 homolog. Lineage: Eukaryota; Metazoa; Arthropoda; Insecta; Coleoptera; Curculionidae. Gene Ontology annotation, biological process: positive regulation of mitochondrial translation; mitochondrial tRNA 5'-end processing. The transcript has 5 exons. Gene Ontology annotation, molecular function: tRNA binding. The record is from RefSeq and is a predicted model, not a curated record. Gene Ontology annotation, cellular component: nucleus; nucleoplasm; mitochondrion.
ACUGGAUUUAAUAGUGAAUGGUUUUUUAAACGAUGUAAAUAAAGGAACUUUGUUAAUAAUUUAAUAAUUUUUGAUUUUGAUUGUGUCUUUUAUCUAGGAAUAGCAAAAGGAAAUAAAAAAUAUUUUAUAUUUAAAAAUGUAUGUUUUGAAAAGAACUUUCCUACUUUCCACUGCAUUUUCGAAAAGGACAUUAUACAAUUCAUUGCGAGUGCCUCCAAUAGCAGAAUUGCAUACUGGAUUUCAUUCCUUUCUAACAAGGCAAUUUUCAUCAAAUGCCGAAGAGCAAGUUCAACAAGAUGAUGAAUAUCUUUCUCAAGACGCCAUAGACUCUAUAACGAAAGGCGAUAAAGAACUGGAACACAAAUUAAAAGUCAUAAUGCUAGAAACUGAUGUUCUUCGUCAAGAGGGCAGGUUAGUCCCCCCAAAUGAAUUUAUGAAACCGGAACUAUGGGCAAAUUUAUUAAAACUAUCCAGUCGGAAUGCCAGGAAAAACUACCUGGAUUUUCUCUUCAAGCUGCAUAUAAAAAAGCAAAAUUUGCGGAAAAAAGAAAACAACAUGAAUUAAUAUCAGCAGGAAAGGAGGAAAUUCCAAAAAAAUUUGCCUAUUGAAGAGCACGCUCAACAUUACGGGCUGAUGCACAAUAACAUUUUUGUUAGGUUUCAUGAUCCUGCCAUUAAUCACUUUUAUAACAGCAGGCUGAUUCAAGCUAUGUUAUUUGGUCAAAAGUUAAUCGUUGACUGUGGAUAUGAUCAAAAUAUGACUAGACGAGAAAACAGCAAUACAGCAAAACAGUUAAUGUACCUUUUCUCUGAAAAUAGAAUGCAUAAAGAACCAUUUGACCUCCAUUAUACUAAUCUAAAAAAAGAAAGUGAAAUUGAAGUAGCAUUACACAAGUACAUACCACCAAUCUAUGAGAAGGAUUUUCCUUUAAACAUCUAUCAACAAAGUUACUUAGAUCUAUUCCCGAAAGAAAAAUUGGUGUAUUUAACACCUCACUGUAGAGAAGAAAUGACCGAAUUUGAUCUUGAUGCUAUCUACAUCAUAGGAGCCAUUGUUGAUAAGACCAAUCACGAACCUAUUUCGUUGGCGAAAGCGAAACGUGAAGGCUUGAAAAUGCUAAAGUUUCCCCUAGACAGAUAUUUAUCGUGGGGCUCCGGAUCAGGCAAAAGCCUAACGAUAAAUCAGUGUGCGGCAAUUCUUCUAGAUCUUAAAGCUACUGGAGACUGGAAUUAUGCUUUUAGGCACGUACCUAGAAGGAAACUUGUGGAGUCUGAGACUCAAGUCAGUUUCAAGCCUCCAAGAAAGGACAAUAAUGGAUUUUCUUACAAUCAGCCCCCUCGAAGUAAAGAAUCUUGGAGGCCUAAAAAUUCUGAUACAAAACUUAAUAGGUCUAAUAUAAGGAGUUUAUUUGACGAAUAAAAUGCGGUUCUAUAAGGUA